AUGCGAACUUACAGCACUCUUAUUCCGUUCGUCGCCCUUGCGUUCACAUUCGCGGCGAACGCUGUUCCUACCUCGUACUCUUCAAGUGGAAACACUUACAACAGUAAAGCAUCCGUCAGAGAACUCGACUCGGACGUUGUCGAAGCCCGAGGUUUCGUCGUCGACGAUAACUCACUUGAAGAGCGGUCGUCAGCAUUGAGUAAUGAAGGUCCUACCUCUCCCAUGAAAUCGAAUGUCCAGUCCUCACUGGAGCGGCGGAUAAACCAAAAUAUGGCAAUCGGCGCUGGGGCAAUUGCCGUUGGAGCUUUAGCCAUAGGUCUUGGAUACUGGGGGAAGAAGCACAUAACAGAGGAUGCGGAGAAACAUGAUGCAAGUUCAUCGACAUCUUCCUCGGCACCUGACCCUACCUCAACCGAUAGUGGGGAUCCGAAUGCUAUGUACCAGUGGAAGGAUCUGGGACCCACAAAAGUUUUCAGAGGUUUUACCACCAGCAUGAAGCGAGGUUUCCUCACCACCGCCAAAGCAAAGCAGCAACUUGGCAAAGAUGAUAACGAUAACAAGAGUACCAAGUCGGACAGCACCCAGAAACCAACCGCCCUUUCUCCCAAUCAACCCCAAGUCUCCAACUUGGUGAAGUACAGUGACCUUGACGAAAUCGCAGAACCCAGAAACUUUAGUUAUGGUGUUGUUGAUGAAGCCGGCCUUCCUAAAGGGUACGACCCUAGUAAAGUGGCUUUCAACAGCAAGCCUGUUGAUCCGAACGAUCCGGAUGCAUUCUUUUUCGUCACCUUGCCUCCAGUGGAGAAAGGUGCUACUCUCGCGGAUUAUCCUGGAGGAUGGACAGAGUGUUGCGUCUCCGGUGACGUUAAACGCGUUAUCGAAAACACACCGGGGUUCCCUUCUUUACCUCUACAACCUUUGGGAGGAAAACCCUACCGCAUUGCCGAUGCUGGUGAUAAAGGACUAGGUGUUUUCGCCACGCGGAUGAUCCGUGCUGGAGAGCUUAUCAUGGACGAGAGACCGCUUAUCGUGACUCCGAACAGUAACACAGAGUUCUUACGCGAUAAAGCCUUUAUUCGAAAAUUGCAAAAGUACAGUCUCGAGCAAAUAAGGCAGAUCACGUUGCACGAAAUGGAUAAGAGGGUGAAGAAAUCGUUCGAUCGGAUGCCACUCGAAAAUCAAAAGGCGUUUAUGGAUUUGUUUAAUAGUCAUAGCCACGACGGAAGCGGUGAAUACAUUGGGCGAACGAGGACAAAUGCAGCCGGAAUCGAUGUUAACAAAUUGAGAGACAAAGGUUCGACCGGUAAAUUGGGUCAAUAUUCCGCUACCUGCAAUGAAUUUUCACGUCUCAAUCAUUGCUGCUGCCCCAACGCUAUCUUCCACUGGCACACCGACACGUUUACUAUCCGCGUCUGUGCAGUUCGCGAUAUCCCGGCCGGAGCAGAGAUCACAGUCGAAUACUGCCCCGUUCUUGACUCUGCCGCCCAACGAGCUCAGAGUCUCGCUCCCUAUGGUAUCUCAUCAUGCGCUUGCAGCCCUUCCUGCAGUGACCCAGCUCUAUCCAAGAUUUCUGACGAGCGUCGCGCACGGUUCAGGAAACCCAUCGUUCUGACUCCUCCUAUCGGCGGGUUUAAACCUGGCGACGACGCAUGGUUUCAACCUGCUCUCACAAGGCUCCGAGAGCUAGAAGAGGAGAAUCUUCAAAGAGCAGAUGAAUACAGAAGGACUUUACACCAGUUAGUCAACAUAUACUGUUUUCUACACGAUGUCGACAAGGUGCUUCUGUACGCGCACAAGUUGGACGCGUAUUGCAGGGCAAGUGAUCGUGUGAAGGAUGUGGACCGUAAUCUCUUGACUAGGGAAGGUGUAAAGCGCACUCAAGGAUGGAUGACAGGACAAAUGAUGCUCAACAUGCAGAGACCUGGUAUGCCAACGCCUGUCUUGAUGACAUUCGCAUGA
Molecule: messenger RNA, 1959 nt
Organism: Lentinula edodes (shiitake mushroom)
Lineage: Eukaryota; Fungi; Basidiomycota; Agaricomycetes; Agaricales; Omphalotaceae
Exons: 7
Coding region: 1-1959 (652 amino acids)
Molecular function (GO): protein binding
Source: RefSeq, a predicted model, not a curated record